AACAAGCAAGCGUGUUAUGUAUGUUGAACAUCUUUCGCACCGUACGUAGCCAACCGUGCCAUUGGAGGUGCGGGAAAGGACAACUAAAGGUUAGGUAGUUGGAGCAAGUUGUACAAGUAGUCCAUAGUUCCAUAGUUCCAUAUAUUUUGGUAUAGCCCUGUGAGCCAUUCGGCUCGUGAAUCGGGUGCUACCACAACAAACAAAAAAACAAAAACAUGAACAAGAAAACAUCUUAAAGUGACUAUGUGACUGUGCAAACAGAAAAUCCAGGAAAGAACAUCAAAAUAUUCCAGAAAUAGCACCGUACACCAACGCUGUGUGCCAAAAUCCCAGUAGAAGACACACGCCACGGAUAACAUUUAGUGGCGAGUGAAAUAUGUGUCCCAAUAUGCACUGACCAGCGAAUUCCAGUAUGGUCAAACAACCCGUAUGAACCAGCAUGGUACAGGCAAGCCUUCAUCCAGCAGUGGACUGACUUAACGACUGAAAAAUAUAAAUUAUGACUUGUCUGUACUGUAAUCAAACGAGGCGAGAGACUACACAUCUUUCUCAAUGUCAGAGUUGGUGAAAUACAGUUAACACACUAAAUGUCUGUUGUUUGUGCAUGUAUUUCAUUUAGCACAAUCACAACUAUUGUUCUGGUAUUCCCCCACACAGAGUUUCUGCAUAUUACCGUACGGAAAAUAUUAUAAAAGCACACAGCUGAUGUACAAUUACAGGGUGACAAUUUAAUUCUAGAUUUGAAGCUUUCGUGACUGCAAGAAUUCACACUCCUUGGUUCUAUUCGGUAAAGUCACGUAGGUAAAAAAAAAAUAAUUCGUGACUUUACCGAAUAGAACCAAAGAGUAGGGUGACAACUUACAAGUUCUUGUUGGAGGGGGGGGGGGUUUCCAUCUUCCCCCACUCUGGAUAUUAAAAUAAAGUCUAAUCGAUGGUGUUUAUGUGUUGUUGAGCCGAGGGAGUCAUCCAAAAAGGGGAAACUUACAAAGCAACCGUGACUAAAAACAGCAGUGCAUUUGAAACCACGGGGAGGGGGGGGUUACCCGUUUUGUCUCCCAAGGACAGUGAUGGACACCAGGACUGCUUAAAAGCCUUUUGGGUAUCACAAGUCAGGCCCUGUAUUUGCACAACUGCCGUCAGCUGGCUAUUAUUAUUACUAUUAUUGCCAGCUUAGCUUAAAGAUGACAGAUCAAGCAUCACAGCCAACAACCUGCAUCCAGGGUGCUACGAACAACGGAGAACAUCCAACCGAGCAAAUGCAAUUUCAGAUGCGUGACGAGAACGACAAUCAUGAUGUCCAUCAUCAUCAUCAUGGUGUCCAUCACCAUCAUGAUGAUGAACUUCGUCUUCAUGAUGAUGUUCAUCAUGAUGAACAUGAUGAUGACGAUGUUCAUCAUGACGUUCAUCAUCAUGAAGACGAAGUUCAUCAUCAUGAAGACGAAGUUCGUCAUGAUGAACAUGAUGAUGACGACGUUCAUCAUCAUGACGACGUCCAUCAUCGUGACGACGUUCAUCAUCAUGAAGACGACGACGACGUUCAUCAUCAUGACGACGUUCAUCAUCAUGAAGACGACAACGACGUUCAUCAUGCCCGCAACACACGCGAGGCUGUCAUUCGCCUUUUUGGUUGCACCACCACCACCAGCAGCAGCACCACCACCACCAUCCCCAGCGCUGACGGAAUCGCCCAUUUCAACAUCCUCGCCCACAACUACCCAAAGGAGGUCCUCGCCACCGUUUGGGAGACCUUGGGGAUCCACCAGGACUGGAACGGCACACUGCACACUCUCGCCGAAGCGCAGCUCUGGCGUGCGAUGCUGCACCCGUACCCAUCGCACACCGCUCCAGCAGACACCGCCGCCGGCGGCCGUACAAUCCUCCCGGUGUUCGAGGCCACCUGCCGGGCCCUGUACCGAGAGUGGCCGGACAAGCUGCGGCCCUUCGUGUGCCUCGCCCAUCUCCAGAGAGCCUCAAGCCCAGCCGACGCGCCCGGCUGCUCCGCCUCGGACGCGCCUUUGUACAAGCGGGCGGCCUCAGCCCUGCCCCGGGCAGAGGAGGCCGUCGAGGCCGCCAGGGCCCACGUGGACCUGCUGCUGUCGAGCUGGCGGCCCCGGGCCGUGCUCAGGGCCCUGCAGCUGCUGCUCCGGCUGCGCGAGGCCGAGACGGCCGUGACCGAGGCGACCGUUCGCUCGAAGGGGAACCCUCUGCUGAGACGGGAGGUCUUCCGAUUGUUCCUGGCCGAGGUGGGGCGCACCCGGCUGCUGGACUCGCAGCUCCGCAGAGUCUUCGAGUUGUGCCCGAGCGGAGCGAGCGCCGAGGAGGCGCUCCUGGAGAUCGUCAGGGGCGCCGCCGAAGCCGGGGACGCGGCUCACGCGCAGCCGUUUUUGUUCGACGCGCCGAGCCUCACCCUGGGGAUGUUGAAGCCGCUGCUCGUUCGCCUUCUCAGCGACGACGUGGACGAUGAGAGUGAUGAGAAGAAAGAUGAUGAUGAUGAUAAUGGUGGUGGUGGCGGCGUCGAUGAUGCCUCCUUCGUCGAGGGGAAAUAAACGGAACGUCGAGUUUGUGUCCUGAUUUGGAGUGGUGUCAGUGACGGAUUAUCCCAGUACCAAAGUACCUACAUAUGUAGUAGUACUACACGUCUAGUAGCUACGGGCCCUGCACUUUCAAAGGCGCCCCACGCUAAAUGCUUUCAAGCUAUCAAUUCCGGUUCAGUGAUUCUGCACUUUCUCUAUUACUAUAGCGCUAUACUGCCUUAUACUUGUAUAAACGACUGGGCGUUUAAGGUUAGAGAUUUGUCGUAUUAUCUGGCUGUAUAGAAAAUGAAAAAAUACAAUUACUUUACUAUGCAAGUUAAAAAUGUGUUUCAUAUUUAUGGGGUUAUUUUAUGGCCCUUUAUAACAUGUGCUAGAGGCCCCGCGCUCGCUUAAUUCGGCACUGAGUGGUGUGCGUGCCAGUGGUGGACCUUGUGUAGCGGGGCAGGAAGGCAGACGCAGUUAUGUGCACUAAUUAUGACUCGAUGUUAAGUCGUUCUUAGUGGUGGCCCAAACGUAUUCAAACGAUUUGAGGAAUGCUGGGUUCGCUAUUACAAUGCAAGAGGGGAUUUAUUAUGGAUGGGCGUAUCGUGUGGUAGUGCCUUACGCCGAUAAACCCUACUCUAAUCCAGCUUAGCAGAGUUCUGAAAAAAUAUCCGAGACAUUAAGCCCUGGGCGUAUCCCUUAACGUCUGAUGUGACUUUAAUGUUUUUUUUCCCCAUCUUCCAAUCCCAAACAAUGCUCUCGAUCUUGCCGGUGCUUCGUUGCAGCAAGACAGUUCGGUUUAAUCACCAGUGUAAUUUAUUCUCAAUAACAUUGAAAUACAUUAUUCGUACAAUAUGCAUAGAUAUAUGUAUAUCUGUUUAUUAAACGAUACUUUUGAGAUCAAAUGUGUAACAUUACGGAGUGUAGAUCUCAGGAACAAAUAACCCGACAAAAGCUCAGACUUACCUGCAUUGUGAUUGCACACGUGUGCACCAAAGGAGCACAAGAUCUAACGUCGGAAACUUUGGAAUAUAUUUCAACUUUAGCUGGGCAUCUAUUGCUAAAAUCACCCCGUUGCUUGCCUCGAUCGUCCCUCAAUCUCCUAUUACGGACAUGCAAUCUAUGACCACCACAGUAUAUACUCAUAAUUUAUACAUUUGAAAAUCCACUGCUGGAUUAAACCCUCCCCGUGCAAUGUUGUUGUGGUAGUUCAAUUUAACACGCCUCUUCAAGGUGGUCAACGUCAGUCGAGGAAGGGAAGAGGGCCAGGAAUGGAUCAGACACCACUUAGUAAUGAUGUUUAGCCGUGGCUGGGAAUCAAACUUAGGUUGGCGGGUUCAGAGUGCACUGAUAUUAACAUUGUACAGUGACAGAGUAGUGGUAUUAAAAUAAUACGAGCAGCUCACACGUCCUUUAGGCGCGAUUCUUUUUCCCUCCAGCCAGCAAAACUCGUUUUUUUCUAAUACAUUACGACAGCACACUUUUUUUUAAGUAUAUCUGAAAAGCAUGUGCCUGUUAGAGUAUACCAGAAUUGUGCAACUGGACAUAUACUGCAGCAUUUCUGUAGAAUUGUAUUUAAUUCCAAGCACGCCAUUCUGUGUCCGGAUUAAAACAUGUUUACUCACCUUUACGCUGACAUUCAAGAAAUUAAGUUUUAUUAACCGCAUUCUAUCAUAGUACAAUCACAUUUUUUUGUUUCAAAAAAUCAUUCAAAAAAAUAUUUUCCUUCAGACUAAUCCCAUAUCACCAUAUUUUCGAGAUUACCCGGUAUAAAACAUUACAAUUAUUCUUCUGUAGUUCGGUUGUGUAACUCAACAUAAAUUGCGUAACCGUUGUGUGUGUGUGUUGAAAGAUUAUAAUAAAAAUACAAAUAUUUGUACAAGAAACAUUUCUCAACCUCUGCAAAUCACCGGCAUCUUCGGUGUGCAAGCUCUGAACUGCAUCGAGCAAGUGACCGGGGGUGUUGCUGUGUAAUGGACCCGCAUCACACAGCACUUGCCCCAAACUUCUGCUGAGGUUAUAAGGGGGGGUCUUUGACUUUGUAAUGAACAUUCGAGAGGUACGCCAACCUACGGACCGCGUCUUCAUUUCGUACAGCCCAUGGCCACUUGAGUGACCUACAUGGUCGCGCUAAUCGGGUAUCGGAGGGACAUUUUUUUGUUGACCGUGGCAUCGUCUACUUUUCGCUUGCUCAGUUGUCUCGUGGCAUUAUUUGUAAGGACCUCUGGGGAUAUGUAGAAAUUAGCCAAGGUGCACGUGAAUUUGAGUUCUGCACAAAGUUGUUUUUGUAAAGUGCUAUUUGGCAAUCGGUUAAGGAAAUAGGUUCCCCAAACUCUGCUUGUAUAAUGAUAUAAUCAAUGGUGCACAAUGCGUUACAUUUAGUGUUCCGCUCAACGUCGCAUUGCGUUUUGUACAGUGCCACUUCCUGCAAUUAAAAAGAGGAACUUUUGCGUUGCAUUUCAGGCCAGCCAGCAGCAGCACACCUAACUAAGGCCAAUGGAGUGUGUUUAUUCACGAAGUGCAUUCACAUCGGGGUUCCUACAUUAAAAAAUAAGAUAUUAAAAGCAAGUCAUAAGUUUCACUCGUUUUCACGACCACCCAUGUCAUAUUCGGUGUGCUUACAGUAAAAAAAAAAUAGUUGCGGUUAUAUUGCCAUCAAAAGUAAAAAGAACGAGAUGGGCUACCAUGCAAAUGUAGACAUAGUUCAGGGUCCUCUCUCUCACAUUGGUAUCGUGGUGGGUGUCAUGCAAACUUCACCUCACAAUGCUGUUCAAUUCGUAACGCGUGCAGUUUGUUGUCGAACAAGAGGCGCGAGAAACUGCAGACAAGCAGCCAGAAGCCGUUCCAACUCCCAAUAGGGGGCAGGGGUAAUGUACCUGCGAUGUAUCACCCCACCUGCUGAAUUUUCAGGUUACUUUUUGGCAAAUGUGGACCGUGCAGCGGGCACAACGAUGGUCUACAAUUGCGAAAGACAUCAGGGGCUCUGUGUACAAAGUCCACUGUGAAGCAGACGGCAUGUGUAUCGUCAAUGCACCCCGCAGUGUUAAUCGGGGCGGCCGACAGAUUUGACCCUCGGGACGGCUGAGAACGAGUGGCGAACUCGCUACCGCUAGGCGGCCCAAUUCACCUUUUAGCCGAAGGCUUUGCAAAAGGACAGGCAUCAACCGUGCAAUGCAUUGCUACGAAUACAUGAAACGCAUGAUUGCACGCUAAACCAAAUGGUAAUUUCAUUAUCGCUGACAUGGGACAGCCCUCGUCUAGCAGUAGAUUGACAAAAGCGAGCUGAAUAUGAACAAUGCCUCUGCACCUGGCCCACUAGAAGUCCGUACGUAUGUGUGCACGCGAACAGUCAGUAUGUGUACACGCGAAGUCAGUAUGUGUACACGUGAACAGUCAGUAUGUGUACACGUGAACAGUCAGUAUGUGUACACGUGAACAGUCUGUAUGUGUACACGUGAACAGUCAGUAUGUGUACACGCGAACAGUCAGUAUGUGUACACGCGAACAGUCUGUAUGUGUACACGUGAACAGUCAGUAUAUGUACACGCGAACAGUCUGUAUGUGUACACGUGAACAGUCAGUAUAUGUACACGCGAACAGUCAGUAUGUGUACACGCGAACAGUCAGUAUGUGUACACGUGAACAGUCUGUAUGUGUACACGUGAACAGUCUGUAUGUGUACACGUG
This is a messenger RNA of Petromyzon marinus (sea lamprey), 6203 nucleotides long. RefSeq names its product BLOC-2 complex member HPS6-like. Gene Ontology annotation, cellular component: BLOC-2 complex; lysosomal membrane. NCBI's taxonomy places the organism in Eukaryota, Metazoa, Chordata, Hyperoartia, Petromyzontiformes, Petromyzontidae. The record is from RefSeq and is a predicted model, not a curated record. Gene Ontology annotation, biological process: protein localization to membrane; organelle organization; lysosome localization.